AUGCCGCCAAAGAAAAAGCAAAAGCUUGAAAAACUCGACAAACCUACUUGCUUACAUACCUGCAACAAGACUUCCUUUGCAAAAGCUUUCUUGCCAAACGAGACCUACCGGCAGCGUCUUCUAGAUUACAUCGCCAUCAUCCAUCAACUCGCUGACCACGCUUCCCACGCUCUCAAAUUCUACAUCCUAUCUGCACCAACCUUUCCCACGGUAAAUGAAGAUACAAUCGAAGCAAUUCUCUAUCUUCUCAACAAAGGAGAGGCUUGGCAUCCAAGAAAGGAAGCAAAGAAGGCAUGGCGGGAUUGUUUGCUGCCAUAUGUUCAACGGUACUGCCAAAUCGUCGGCUUUGUUCACCCAAAUCUACGAGGCGAGCAGCAAUCAGUCAAUUACCUGACAGCGAGUAUGAUGACGAACCUGAAAGUCAACGUUCAAGAGCAUUUCAUGCAGAUGCUCCUUCGGUAUAUCAAUCUGCGGCUCGACGUGAAGGGACAGAAGCAGCGACUGCCACUGAAAAGCGAUGCGCGGCAAGCUUUCUUUACUCGGCUACGCUACUUGAAGUCGGUUUUCCUUUUCGAAACUAUGCCAGAAUCACUGGAUGACUUGAGCAUUCUUGAAAACGAGAUUUUAGAAGAGAUCUGGACACUUAACCUGCCAUUUCCUGAUCAAGACAAGCCGCUUGCCUACCUCAUUGCCAUCGACGCGAUGUCCUUCUUUCCUGCAUACUGCCGACUGUCAAAGUUGUUCGAGCAGCAAGGUUUUCAACAGUUCAGCGCGAUACCUCUGCGCCGCUCUCUCAUCCAAAGCCAUAUUCGCAUCGACACGGUCAUUCUCUACGCCCACAUCCUCUGCAUCACCCGCCAAGAAGCAGAAGCCGUAGAGAAGGUCGAUUUAUGGUUGCGCGUCUGUAAUCUACGUACCAAAGCUUUUCGGUCUCGCUGUGGUAUGCAUUUUGAAGGCUCGAUCACGACGGACGGAACCUCGGUGUCUGUAUACCUAAAGCACCCAGAAGCUGACAAGUACGGAAAGCGCGGAGCGAGAAAGUCAGCAAAGGCUCUAGCAGCUGAGGUGAAGGCGCUGUAUGUGGAAAACAACUUACCUGCUUGUCGAGCAGCAGAGAAUGUCGUCGUUAUCGACCCAAACAAACGCGACAUUCUCUACUGCCAAGACAGUAAUGGUACAACGUUUCGCUACACCGCCAAUCAACGCUGCAAGGAGACUGGAAGCCGUCGAUUUGCAAAAGAACGGCAGCGGAUGAAAGCUGGCGGUAUUGACCUCAUAGAAUCACGUAUCCCAAGCCACAAGACGAUGAACCUCAUAGACUUCAUGCGUUACCUUCUCGUUCGCCGCGCUGAUUGGGAUCGUCGAAAGGAGUUCUACUCCCACCCUGCUCAUACUCGAUGGAAAUGGCACGCAUUCAUAAACCGUCAGAAGAGCGAAUCAGACCUCAUAUCCAACAUGCGCAACAAGUACGGCGAAAACUUCACCAUUGUGAUGGGUGAUUGGAGCGACGCCGGUCGAACUGCGAGAUUUCAGACCUCAUCAAAGACGAAAGGUUGGCGCACCCUCUUAAAGCGGAACAGGAUCAACUGCUUCCUUCUCGACGAGUACAAGACCUCAUCUGUCUGCCCUCGCUGUUUGGCCUCAUCUGAUGACUUCCUUGAAAAGGACUUCAAAACACGACCUCAUUCAAGACCUUGGCGCCGUCGCGAAGGCAAGAUUGAAAAAGUCCAUGGAUUGCUGGGUUGUACCAACCCUAACUGUCAGCAAGCCUGGACGAUGCGCUACUGGAACAGGGACACGCUGAGCACCUGCAACAUGCUGAUGAUCGUGCAAUCAAUGUUGGAUGGACACGGUAGACCAGAGGUGUUCAGUCGGAGGAGUGUUCCAGCCGUAGCGUAG
Messenger RNA from Spizellomyces punctatus DAOM BR117, 1899 nucleotides. RefSeq lists its product as uncharacterized. The transcript has a single exon. The record is from RefSeq and is a predicted model, not a curated record. Bases 1 to 1899 code for a protein of 632 amino acids. Lineage: Eukaryota; Fungi; Chytridiomycota; Chytridiomycetes; Spizellomycetales; Spizellomycetaceae.